AUGAUUGAAUACAGAGAGCUUAAGGCCCUACCGGAAGGGACCCACCUUCUAUGUCCACGACAAAACGAAGACGACUACGGAAGAUAUGAUGAUUUGAGCCAAGUGAACGAGGAUGGGAAAAAGGUGAAGGACCUCGUGGUGGAGGCCAAGGCUCGCAAGGAGAAGUUUCUUUCUUCCAUGCGUAUACUUGCCUAUAAUGCGGACGGCGUGGAGGAUCUACAAGCCUGGGUUUUGAGCAGAUUAGACGACUCCCUGGAGAAAUGUGAUCUCUGUAUUAAGGAGUACUACACAGGGAAGAUCUGGCUCAUGGAACUUCUCAAGGAGAACUACCAGGAAGAGGAUAUUGAGGCAUUUGCUCAGCGGGUUGAUGAGUGGGAUAUCAAGCGUAUUACGCGGAACUUGGCAAAUGCUACUACACAGCUUAAAAGCGUCCCGCCGCAGCAGAUUGCUCUCGAUACCUUGGAUCGAGCGUCCUUGCUAGCCAUUUUCGAGACUUUGAGUUGCGAGGCCAUGCUUCGCAGUGACAGUCUUCUGCAAGAGUUUUUUGAUGAACCUUUUAAGCUCAUCCAGACAAAAAGGACAUUGAAGAUCUCCGAUUAUGUCCCAGCUGUCGCCCGCUUCUUAUUUGACUCAAACCAGCUUCGUAGCUUCUGGGCGAUCUCAACAUGGACUCGCUACAGCCGACCUCCAACAACAUUGGAGUUCGAAUGGGCGCUUCGAGAUGGGAUACUCGGUGCACUGCAGGCUGCCUCCCAACAACCUCCACAGAUGCCGCUCAUUCAGCGUCUAUGGCGUGGAAUGCAGCUCAUUUUAAGGAAAUUGGACAAGGAGCAAAUCACACAUCAGCUUCGGGCCUUGGAUAUUGACCCUUGUCGUCUCUCUGUCGACCACCUGGCCAUUCCAACUCCAGGCUUACGAUUCCUUCUUAACACCAUGCAGAUCUUCCUAGAAAAGGCCCCGACCGACUUCUGGGAUGCUAUGCAGACCAUAUCACCGCAGGCUCUAAUUGAGCAGACCUUUCAUAAUCCUCAAUUCAGUGGCUUUUUGAUGCAGGUUCAAGAGGGAGAGCCAUGGGACAAGUCCGUCCUGAAAGAUAUUUUGUCAUGGAUCAGUCCGUUUUUGACAUCUUUGAAGGGCGCUCAUCAACCAUCGGCUUGUCGUGCCUUGGCUUUGCCGUUGUUAAAACGCUUCCAAGACCCGAAGUUUCCGAACCUGGCCCGCUAUCAUUGUUUCCACUCUGGGCUACUCAGCCUUUUGCACACUUUACGAUUUUUCACAGAUGAUGAAGCAUCACGAGGGUCGGUUGCACGAGUGGUCUUGAAAGAGACUAUGGAAGUGUUAGGAGACACCAUUCAUAUCAUUUUGAAUCCUCCGACAUUUGCCAUUGAGGCACAGCUACAGAAGAAUAUCAUGUCGCUCUGCAUGGACGUUGUUCGUAAUACCUUGGCUCUCGAGUGCCAGUCACUUAAGAGCGACUACGAGGUCAUUUUGAGACAAGGCACUCUCUCACAUGGAGUUUCUACAUACUCAGCACCUAUCUGGGAGGCAGUCAUCAGACACCUCCACCCUAACAACCUAUCUUUGUCUCAAUCUGCUCUUCUCGGAAUCCUGCCGUUGGUGGGACUGGAGGGAUUCCCCACGCCCUCGAAAGGUGAAGGGAACCCAGAGAAGCAGCACUUCAACACGAUCUACGGGCAUCUUACAAAGCUGUCCUGUCAGAUUAUUGAACGUCUUUCCGACUUCCCACCGGAGCAUCUCAACCAGUUGUUCUCAGUACAAGACACGGCGAGCGCACUGAUCUCGGCAUUAUUCGCCGCUGACCUGGACACAUACCAAGCCUCUGUUGACUUGAUUAAGAACGUGAGCGGUCAAUCUGCUCGACGCGAUGCGAUCUCUCAUUUGUUGGACACCUUCUUCUUACCGACGAUGUAUGGCCUCAGUUGGUCGUUCCGUCGAAUUUCCAACAUGAAGACGUUUGCCCCGGCCCCUCGAAUGCUCCAUACAGGCACCGAUAUUGUAGAGAUUCUGUGUAAUAGUCAGACUGGUAUGCUUCGAACGCGCAACCUCACCGAUCGUAAGGAGAUUCUCUCAUUGCAAAAGCUGUGGGAAUUCCUAUGGUCAGCCUUGAGUACGAUCUUCGAUGAGACGGAGGCCUGGCAUCUUCGAGGUAAUGACAAGUCUGUCAUGCUAGAGUUCUGUCGUGACACGAUCCAAUUUGCAGAUUUCCUGUUCGAUCAGUAUGGAGUAUUCUUGGGUGCCCUCGGAGGAACGGAAUCCGAGCAGAAGUCGGUAUCCGAGAACUUUCUCAACUCCCCCAAUCGUACCAUGAAUGCUAUGGUGAAGUGGUUGAGAUUAAAGGAUGAGUACCUAGCUAAUACUCUAGUGGGCCUCGUAGCUAAGCUAUUGCGGAGACUGGGUGCGCUAGAUGUGGAAGUGACUGCGGAGACGGCGUUGAGAUUCAUUGAGGGUGUUGCAGUAAAUGCUACCAUCAAAACGAUUCUCACUCCGCGUGACAAGGCUGAGCUGGUUAGGGCUCUAGAGGCCUACCAAAAGAAGCCUGUGGUCACUGCUUCAACUGCAUCACUCAAGAAACAGUCCUCCAUUACUGCUUUUGCCAAACCUUCUGAUCAUUCACUUCCUCCCUCCCAUACCCCCAGCGAAGAUGAUUACGAUGACCUUCCUGAUUCAACUCUUCUUGAACUUUCACGUUCGGUUGAAUUGAAUAAAGAUCGCCGUGCCACUCAAGCAAAGCGCAAAUCUGAACCUUCCACCAAGAUGGGGCUUUCCGCCCACCAUCGAGCUUUGCCGGUAUCAAAAAUUGGUGCACAGCCACAAGCUACACGCUCCACCGCAAACGAUGUCACCAAUGUCUUGUCUUUCCGUGAAAAGCGUGAGCGUGAAAAGGAGGCUAAAAAGCGGCGUGACCAAGUUGAGCUGGCACGUCUCAAGGGACAUCUCCCUCAUGGGGUUGCGGGGCAAACUGCUGAGCAAGGCUCAGGCUUGAAAGGUAUUGGUAUCAUGGGUAAAGAUCACGCAAUUCCUGCAGAGAGUAUGAUGGUUUCGUCCGGCUCUGACACAGAUUCUUCGAGUGAAGAUGAACUCGAUACAGCCCUUUUCGGCGCCAAACCCAAGAAGCCAGAGGCUGUCUCCGCUUACGAACAGAGCAAGAAGCAAUCCCUCCAGCAGAUGCCCGUUAAGAAAGUUCGACGUCAACGUUCCAUGAAGGAUAUGCGCGCUCGUCUAGCCCCGGAUCUCGCUUUCCUGCACCAUGCCGUUUUAUCCUGGGAUUACUUUGCAACCGGCGAUCAACCUCCAAACGCUGAAGGUAUUGACUAUGUCCAUGUUGCCAACAAAUACCGCUCUCCCAAUGAAUACCAGAGCACAUUUCAACCGUUGUUGAUCCUGGAAGCCUGGCAAGGAUUUCAACAAGCCAAGGAAGAAGGAUCGUCCCGGCCAUUCGAGGUUAAGGUCAUGUCCCGAUUGAUCGUCGACUCUUGGAUCGAAUUCAGCACACAACCCCUAGGUCCCCCCGUUAAGGAUUUCAGCCUCGGCGAAGGCGACCUAAUUCUAUUCUCGAGCUCGUCAAAUCCCACCGGGGAUCCCAAUGCUGGCCAUCUUCUCGCGCGUGUUUGCGGCGUCAACCGGAAAUCUGGAAAACAGGAAGUCACAUAUCGUACCAAUCCAGGACCUGGAACGAAUAAAUACCUCUCGUCAUUUGCAACUGGAUCAACUGCCUUUGCCGCCAAAAUUACCUCUUUGACUCCAGUGGAGCGUGAAUUCGGCGCCCUGAGUGCUCUCCAAUACUACGAUUUGUGCGAGGAAAUCGUUCUGGCUAAACCCUCCCCCAUCCUCACCUACGCGGAGGCGAAGCUUGAACCUUAUAUCAACAACUAUUUAAUCAACCUUGCUCAAGCCAAGGCAAUCAAAUCGGCCAUUGACAACGAUGGAUUCACCCUCAUCCAGGGACCUCCCGGUUCCGGUAAAACCAAAACCAUCACUGCUCUCAUUGGUAGUCUCUUGACCAGCAGUCUCGAAAAAACGGGUGUCUCGAUCGGAACGGGUUACUCUGCUGCAAAACCUCCGCCUUCCCGAAAAAUCCUGGUCUGUGCGCCUAGUAACGCUGCUGUGGACGAACUAGUCAUGCGUUUGAAGAAUGGAGUCAAGACAAUCAAUGGGCACGAAGAGAAGAUCUCUGUCGUUCGUCUCGGAAGAGGUGAUGCGAUCAACACUAAUGUGCUCGAUGUCACUUUGGAUGAACUGGUCGCUGCUCGCUUGAACAAGGAUCCCGCCUCUAAUAGUACUGUUGAUAUGAAAAAGCUGUACGAAGAGCACAAAAACACCGACACUGCGUUCAAAGAAGCUCGUUCACGUCUAGAUGAAUGCAGAGCAAAGGGACUGCCCGCCCCAGAGGAGCUCGAGUGUGAGUUCGAGUUGUUGAAAAAGAAACGUGCCCAGGAUAGUGCGGCCAUCGACAAGGGUCGCGAUCAAGCUCAUACCAAUGUCCGUAAUGCCGACUUACACAAAAAGCGCGUCCAGCAGGAGAUCAUCAACGGUGCACACGUAAUUUGCGCCACUCUCAGCGGUUCUGGUCACGAUAUCUUCCAGUCCAUGAGUGUUGAGUUUGAAACCGUCAUUAUUGAUGAGGCAGCCCAGUGUAUCGAACUGAGUGCCUUGAUUCCUCUUAAAUACGGCUGCCAAAAGUGUGUACUUGUUGGUGACCCAAAACAACUGCCACCCACUGUCCUAUCUCGGAUGGCAUCGAAAUUCAUGUAUGAGCAAAGUUUGUUUGUUCGCAUGCAGAAGAACCAUCCACGCGACGUGCAUCUGCUCGAUACUCAGUAUCGUAUGCAUCCGGAUAUCAGUCGCUUCCCGAGUGCUACUUUCUACGAGGGCAAGCUUCAGGAUGGCCCCAGCAUGGCCAAGCUUAACACCCGCCCUUGGCAUCAGAGUGAACUGCUCACCCCCUACCGAUUUUUCGAUGUUCAGGGCAUGCAUUCUAGUGAAGUCAAAGGCCACUCGCUGGUCAACUACGCAGAGUUGCAGGUCGCUAUGCAGUUGUACAACCGUCUGAUUACUGAUGUAAAGGAAUACGACUUUGAUGGUAAGAUCGGUAUCAUCACACCCUACAAGGGUCAGCUAAGAGAGAUGAAAAUCAAGUUCGCCCAACGAUAUGGCGAGGACAUUCUCAAGAAAGUUGACUUCAACACGACCGAUGCCUUCCAGGGACGUGAAAGCGAAAUCAUCAUAUUCUCUUGUGUCCGAGCCUCAAACAGCAAGGGAAUUGGUUUCUUGUCCGAUAUUCGUCGUAUGAACGUCGGUCUUACCCGUGCCAAAACCUCCCUAUGGGUUCUGGGUAACUCCCGAUCUUUGGAGCAGGGCGAGUUCUGGAAUGGUCUCAUCAAAGAUGCACGCAGUCGCAGUGUCUACACCGAAGGCAACAUUGUUCGUCUCCUGGACAAGCCGCAAUUUACUGGCUACAAGGAAGUUAAAAUGAAAGAAGUCGAUGAAGCCGAGCCCGAUGAAGCCCAGCAAACCCCUGCAGAAUCCGGCAUUUCGACGCCUUCUAUCUCUCGUCCGUCCUCGGCCUCAAUUGGCCUUGAUUCGCGGGAGGUCUCGGUGUCGGCCUCGGCACGGGGUACUCCCCCCAUUCCCCUCCCUGAGGGGCCCUCCGGUGGACAUUCGGGCUUGGAUAAGUCCAAAAUGUGUGGACUUUGUGGCAGUGGCGAUCAUUUCACCCAUAAUUGCGACAACGAUGAAGCUAAGGCUACGGCUCGUGGACAAUGCUUCCGAUGCAAAAAAGACGGCCACACCAAGAUGUCCUGUACCACUGUGCGCUGUAUCGAGUGUGGUGAGUUCGGCCACAGGAUUUUCAAUUGCCAGGCCCCACGUUCCAUCUCCAAGCAGAAGAAGCAGCGUAUCCAGCACGAAGAAAAUGAAUUCAAGGAAGCGCAAAAACAGCUGGCUGAGCGUCGACGCCAAUCACAACUUGGCGACCAUGAUCGCAAAGUACCUGUUAUUCAGGCAACUAAUACUACUGGCCGACCGGUUGAGAAUCCUGGAGGCAAACGAAAGCGUCCCGAUACUUCGGUUGCAGAGGGCCCCAAGGCAUCCCGUCCCCGCACGGAAAACAAACCACCAUCGAAGGCUCCCAAAGGCCCACGAGAAAACAAACCGCCAGCAAACGCACCUAAGGGCCCGCGAGCACCUGCUGCGCCUCCUGGCCUCAUCAAGCCAUCGCGAGAUGGGCCUGCUUACCCGAGCAUAGACAAGCCCCCACCAACAGCUCCAUCGGGACCGAAAGCCACGACAAACCCCAACAUUGGUCAACCUAAGCCUCGUCCCCCAAUGAUGCGCAAGAAGAAAGAAGUGGACCCAUUCAUUCGCCCCAAGCCGCGACCCAAGUAA
This is a messenger RNA of Penicillium longicatenatum, 6405 nucleotides long. Its product is annotated as putative tRNA-splicing endonuclease. NCBI's taxonomy places the organism in Eukaryota, Fungi, Ascomycota, Eurotiomycetes, Eurotiales, Aspergillaceae. Gene Ontology annotation, cellular component: nuclear body. The coding region runs from base 1 to 6405 and encodes 2134 amino acids. Gene Ontology annotation, molecular function: transcription termination site sequence-specific DNA binding; zinc ion binding; helicase activity. The record is from RefSeq and is a predicted model, not a curated record. Gene Ontology annotation, biological process: termination of RNA polymerase II transcription. The transcript has 3 exons.